AGCCCGCCAGCCUCGCCGCCAUCGCUCCCCCGCGCGCGGUCAUGUGGGCGGCGCCGGGCCGGAAGUGGCGCUCGGCGCCUGCGCAGACACGCGCGGCCCGGCCGCAGCCGAGCCGUGAGGCGGGCGGUGUUCGGGACCCAGCUGCCCGCCAUGGGCCGGAGGAGGGCGGCGCGGGGGAUGGGGGCUGAAGGAGGCCGCGCUCGCCACCCCGCGGGCCGCUCCCUGGAGGCCUUCGCCGAGGAGGUGGGCGCCGCGUUGCGCGCGUCCGUGGAGCCAGAGGCGGCCGAGGACGAGGGCACCUCGGGCCCGGCGCGGCUACCCUGCACGCUGGCCAUGUGGGAACUGGGCCACUGCGACCCCCGGCGUUGCACUGGCCGCAAGCUGGCCCGCCUAGGCAUGGUGCGCUGCCUGCGUCUGGGCCACAGGUUCGGCGGCGUUGUGCUCAGCCCCAUGGGCUCCCAGUACGUGUCCCCCGCGGACAGACAGCUGGUCGCACAGAGUGGGGUCGCUGUCAUCGACUGUUCCUGGGCCCGACUGGAUGAGACCCCGUUUGGGAAGAUGCGCGGGAGCCACUUGCGGCUACUGCCCCACCUGGUCGCUGCCAAUCCCGUCAACUACGGCCGGCCCUGCAAGCUGUCCUGUGUGGAGGCUUUUGCCGCCACCUUCUGCAUCCUGGGCUUUUCGGACCUUGCUGUCAUUUUGCUGCGGAAGUUCAAGUGGGGCAAGGGCUUCCUAGACCUGAAUCGCCAGCUCCUGGACACAUACGCGGCCUGCAGCAGUGCGGAGGAGGUGCUGCGGGCCCAGGAGGAGUUCCUGGCCCACGCCAAGGAGUGCCCCGAGGAGGAGGAAAUCGAUCCUUUUGACGUGGAUUCUGGGCGGGAGUUUGCAAACCCCAACAGGCCAGUGGCUGGCACCCGGCUGCUUGCAGACAGUGGCGACAGCGACAGUGAGGACGAGUCUGAGGAGCGAGGGCCUGGUGCCGAGGAUGGAGGAGACAGCAGUAGUAGCUGCCCUGAGGAGGAGGGUCCUCUGGAACAGGGGGCAGAGGCCAGGGCCCCCGCAGAGGUUUGGAAAGGAAUUAAGAAACGGCAGAGAGACUAAAGGUGGCAGACACGUUUACUUUUCAUGGCGGAGCAGUAAGGAACUGGAGACAUAGCAGGACUUGUGGGGACACAGACGGGCCUGGCAGCCUCAGCCCCCGCAGCACUGAGCAGCACUGGACUCUGUCCCCAUGCUUCUGACACAGCCGUGCUCUGGGGCCUUCCAGCCCUCCCAAUGAAGCUGCAGGCCAAGGAGA
Mirounga angustirostris (Northern elephant seal) is the source of this 1297-nucleotide messenger RNA. It is a transcript of the gene TSR3, whose product is annotated as TSR3 ribosome maturation factor. Gene Ontology annotation, molecular function: rRNA small subunit aminocarboxypropyltransferase activity. The coding region runs from base 151 to 1101 and encodes 316 amino acids. The transcript is spliced from 6 exons. The record is from RefSeq and is a predicted model, not a curated record. Lineage: Eukaryota; Metazoa; Chordata; Mammalia; Carnivora; Phocidae. Gene Ontology annotation, biological process: maturation of SSU-rRNA.